AUGGUUGGCCUUAUUAGUGCUUUACUUUCAACAUUUGGUUUUUCUUUACAAAAUAUUUAUUCGAAAAAAUCUCUAAAAGAUAUUUCAAUUCAUCACUAUGCAUUACUUGCGCUAUUAGCCAAAAUCUCCUGGUGUAUGUUUGUACCUUUUUGGUUUUUCUACGAUGGGAUUGAUAUAUUUUACAAUACGAAAUACCAUUCGUACAAUUCAGCCACGAAAAUACUCUUCUACUUAGUUCUUGAUGGUCUUUUGAAUUUUUUACACAAUGUCGUCGCAUUUACAAUGAUUUCAUUAGUAUCACCAUUAUCAUAUAGUAUCGCCAACAGUACCAAGCGAAUCGUGGUUAUUUGUGUAUCGUUGUUGAUAUUGAGGAAUCCUGUGACAAAAACGAAUGUGAUCGGCAUGAGUUUAGCAUUAUUUGGUGUGAUGUAUUACAAUAAAGCUAAACUUGAUCAACGUCGUGCUCAACAGAAGCAAGGCAUUAUACCGCUCGUUCGCAGUGAGCCUGCUCUGAAUACGUUGAAUCUUGGUAAAAUCCAAUUCGCUCAUCCCGAUUCGGAUUUGAUCUCUCGUCAUCAUCCAUCGUUCAAUACAUCUCGUCCGUACUACAAUGGCUUUAUCCCUAACUAUGCCAGUCAAUCAUAUAAAAAUGUUUAA
This is a messenger RNA of Adineta ricciae, 657 nucleotides long. NCBI's taxonomy places the organism in Eukaryota, Metazoa, Rotifera, Eurotatoria, Adinetida, Adinetidae. The record is from the annotation of a GenBank genome assembly.